Drosophila yakuba is the source of this 1775-nucleotide messenger RNA. RefSeq names its product venom serine protease. Gene Ontology annotation, biological process: proteolysis. The coding region runs from base 16 to 1215 and encodes 399 amino acids. The record is from RefSeq and is a predicted model, not a curated record. The transcript is spliced from 4 exons. NCBI's taxonomy places the organism in Eukaryota, Metazoa, Arthropoda, Insecta, Diptera, Drosophilidae. Gene Ontology annotation, molecular function: serine-type endopeptidase activity.
AGCUUCGCAUCCAUCAUGUACGAACCAAAGAUUGCGGCAAUACUUUCGUUACUAUUAUUUAUCAGUUUGUCUUGCGCCCAACAACAGUGUACUAGAUUCUUUGAUUUGAUCCCAAACCGAACGGUUAAUAUAACCAGUUUCAAUUACCCCGGUGCUAUACCAAGUGGUAGCAACUGUCGGUUUCGCUUGAAAGCGCCCAGUAAUCACGUGAUCUAUUUGAGCUGUCGAUUUGAGUUGUUUCCUGACACCUGUGGCUCGGAGUUCCUGUUCAUCUCCCGCGACGGCGACUUGCAGUUUCGCGAUGGCGAACGGUACUGCCGCAUGGGCCAGGUCAAUCGGAUGUCCAACUUCCAAAGCAUGGCCUUCGCCUACUAUUCCAGCAGUCCGCAGACCCAGCAGCGAUCCAGACUCAAUUGCCAGGCAGUGGCUCGUCCGGCGCCCUGCGAUUGCGGCUGGUCCUUGCCAAAUCGCAUAGCCAACGGGGUGGAGGCGGGCAAGCACGAAUUCCCCUCAAUGGUGGGCCUCAGAGAUCUGGCCUCCAACCUGCCCAUCUUCUGCGGCGGCAGCAUAGUCAGCGACCGGUACAUCAUGACCGCUGCCCACUGUACCGCUCGCCAACCAGUGGCCAGUCGUCUAUUGGCGCUGGUCGGGGAGCAUGACUUGAGCACCGGUAGCGAAUCAAUCUAUGCGGCGCAGUACCGCAUCCAAAAUAUCAUCAACCAUCCUGGCUACAUGGAAACGGAAUCGGGCAAUAUAAAUGACAUAGCCUUGCUCCAGACGGCAACGCCCAUUGAAUGGUCUCGCGGAGUGGCUCCCAUCUGCCUCCCCAUUCGACAGGCGGAGAGCAGCUUCAGCUACCAGAACGUGGACAUAAUGGGCUGGGGAACCCUGGGCUUCGCUGCCUCCAAGUCGAACACCCUGCAAAAGGCCACCCUGCUGACCAUGGACAAUGCCGUCUGCCGAAGCCGCUUCAACUCCAGCAUAGCUCCCAGCCACCUCUGCACCUACGAUGCUGGCGGCAGGGGCCAGGACUCGUGCCAGUACGACUCCGGCGGCCCGGUGAUCCUGCGUCAGCGGGAGCGGAUGUUCCAGCUGGGCGUGAUCAGUUUCGGCCGGGCCUGCGGUCAGCCCUUUGGCAUCGGUGUCAACACUCGGGUCACUUCGCACCUCAACUGGUUGUGGCGCUACAUAGGCGGAUCUGUGUGUGUGCGUUAAGGAUGUGCUUGAAUGAUGCGGAUGAAUGACCACACUUGUGCACAGAGGGAAACAAUAUGGGCCAUAAAUUAAUUUUACCAAAUAUUGUUAGUAGCAUGAAUUCUAUACAUUGGGUACAUAUGUAUAUGAAUUUGACUUCAAUAUAUGGUAAAAUUAAAAAGAGUCUUUUUGUAAAAUCAUACACACCAAGAGAGAAUGUUAUAGACGAUGUCCCAACUUUAAAAUUUCCAUGGGCGUGCGAAAAUACAGUUAGGAGUUUUUUUUUAAAUCUAAUCUAAUCUAAAUUUAAGGCCUUAUAAAUUUCUAUCGAUAUAUUGGCCACGCCUACAACCCGCCCAAUCGCCACGCCCACACUUUUGAAUAUUUUUUUUGAUAUCAUUAUAUUUUUGUCAAUUUCUAUCAAUAUGCCAAGAAGAAUCUUGAACUUUCUUGUUCGCACUGCCCCUAGCUGAGUAACGGGUAUCUGAUAGUCGAGGAACUUAACUAUAAUUUACUCUCUGGUUUUGUCUGUGUUUAUAUUACUUUACUUAUGUAAAUAAUUCAUGUCCACAAAAUAUCUG